AUGCCCCGAGGCCUCGCGCGUGCGUCAGUGAGGCUUCAUUGUCCGCGGAAGAUCCAGUUCCGCCGCAAGCUCAGCAGCCACGAGCAGCCACAGCUUGCUUCGGUGAAGAGGGUGUCCCUGGGCGAGGGAAAGCCACCUCGGAGGUCCAUCGACGAGACAGCGCGCGAUGGCUCUGCCAAAGAAAGAACGGCGGGACAGAAUGAAGAUGAUGAUGGUAAAGACGAGAUAGAGCAGCACUGGGCGCGCAUGUCGCCGUCAUCCAGCAGCAUCCGACGAGCGUUUUCCGGCAUCCAGCCCACGGGCGUGCCUCACCUGGGCAACUACCUCGGGGCGCUGCGGCAGUGGAAGCGGCUGCACGACCAGUCGACCGACCCGAAAUUCGCCAUGCACUACCGCUACGAGCAGUACUUUUCCGUCGUCGACCUGCACGCCCUGACGGCCGAGACUCCGGCGUCCGAGCGCCUGCGUCUGCGCAAGGAGUCGUACGCGGCCCUCCUGGCCCUGGGCUUGAACAAUAACAGGAACACGACGCUGUUCUUCCAAUCCGAUGUCCCGCAACAUGCCUCGUUGAUGUGGAUUUUGAGUACCAUUGCCUCGACAGGGUACCUGUCCAGAAUGACUCAGUGGAAGAGCAAGUUGAACUUGCCCGAAAAUGCCACCCUCGAAAGCGACGAAGCUACAGCGAAGCUCAAGCUCGGUCUAUUUUCGUACCCGGUCCUGCAAGCUGCCGAUAUAUUGCUCUAUCAACCAUCCAUUGUGCCGGUAGGGGAGGAUCAACUACAGCACAUUGAGUUUACGCGGACAUUGGCCCGGGGUUUCAAUGCCCUGGUCAGAGAAUCCGCAGGUGGAAAUGUCUUCCGAAUACCUUGGCCGGUCAUAUGUAAGGUUCCCCCAUUUCGACCCUUUCACCCAUUCGAGGUACCAAUCAGCAUCACAGCCCCUGCCAAACGGAUCAUGUCCCUGAAGCGCCCGGAGCAGAAGAUGUCCAAGUCGGACCCUGAUCCCAAAUCCCGAAUCCUGGUGACCGACAGCCCAGAGGAGAUACACGCGAAGCUCCGAGGUGCCGUGACGGAUUCAGAGCCGGGCAUAUCUUUCGACCCUCAACGACGGCCAGGGGUAUCCAACCUGGUCGAGAUACUGCGGCACGUGACCGAGUCGCGGGAAUCCAGCGCAUACAUCGCCCAGGACAACGCCAACGUCAGCAUGCGUGCGUUCAAGGAGAUGAUUGCGGACGAGAUCAUUUCGGCGCUGCGGGGCGUGCGCGACAACUUCCUCGCCAUCAUGGACUCUGGGAAUGAGCGGCUCCGCGAGGAAAUCGAGUGGGGCGGCGCAAAGGCGCGACGCAAAGCCCGCACGACCCUCGAUGAAGUCCAGCAGGCCCUGGGAUUGUUUGGGGUCACACUGUCGGAGGAGGAGGCGACCCGGAUCCGGGAGCGUCGGAGACAAGCCGUGCGCAAGGACCUGGGCACCGACCUGAACAUCGAAUCCAACCCGUUUGAGUCCGAUGGGGAGGACGCGAGAUUUGCCGAGGACUUGCCCGUCAGAAGCGAAGAUCCAGAGUCACACCAAAAGGAGAUGCAAUCUGUCGAGCAGGGCAAGAUGUGA
Messenger RNA from Fonsecaea monophora, 1605 nucleotides. RefSeq lists its product as hypothetical. The transcript is spliced from 4 exons. The record is from RefSeq and is a predicted model, not a curated record. Gene Ontology annotation, biological process: mitochondrial tryptophanyl-tRNA aminoacylation. Gene Ontology annotation, cellular component: mitochondrial matrix; mitochondrion. Gene Ontology annotation, molecular function: tryptophan-tRNA ligase activity; ATP binding. Bases 1 to 1605 code for a protein of 534 amino acids. Lineage: Eukaryota; Fungi; Ascomycota; Eurotiomycetes; Chaetothyriales; Herpotrichiellaceae.